Molecule: messenger RNA, 2143 nt
Organism: Gossypium raimondii (Peruvian cotton)
Lineage: Eukaryota; Viridiplantae; Streptophyta; Magnoliopsida; Malvales; Malvaceae
Exons: 7
Coding region: 431-1774 (447 amino acids)
Source: RefSeq, a predicted model, not a curated record
UCCUCAUUUCUUUGCUUUUGGUGCAAAUUUAACAACGCAAACGAAUAUUAAAAAAAAAAAAUGGGGUUUCGAUAAAAAUAUGAAUAUAUUUAGUUCAUUAUAUGAAACCAAUGCAAUUGCAGGCAAUCAUGAUUUUGAUAGUGAAAUAGAAAGCUAGCCUUUCCCUUUGCCAUUGCGUUUGCCUCUCUUGUGUUCACUGUUUCAGGGAUAAUUAAACCCUUUCAACCACCUCUCUUGUCUCCGCCAUUAAAGCUUCUGAAAGAAAAAAGAGAGUCAAUUUUCAUUCAUUUAAUUCCUUUGUUUCUCUGGUACAAAAGAUCCAAGGGGAGAUAAAGUGUUGUUUGUUUUUAGCUAUUGUUUUAUUUUUAUAGUAAUGCAUUGCUAGCUUCUCCAAUUUCAUCACUUUCCUUUGGCACUGAAUGAGAUAAUAAUGGCUUCUAACGCUUACAUUAUUGCUAAUAAGAGAGCCGUUUCGUCUCAUCCUCAUCGUCAACCCCAUCUUCCUCUUCUUCUUCUUCUGUUCUCUCUCCUUUUCAUCGGGAAAUUCGAUCUUGUUUCGGCUCUAAAUUACACCAAGUAUACUAGGAAAGUGAGUAACUUGAGGCUUCAAAGAAUUCAAAAACACUUGGAAAAGAUCAACAAACCUGCUGUCAUCACCAUUGAGAGCCCAGAUGGAGAUAUCAUAGAUUGUGUUCAUAAAAGAAAACAGCCAGCUUUGGAUCACCCUCUUCUGAAAAAACAUAAGAUUCAGAGAGUCGCACCGGAGAUGCCAAAAGUGAAAACGUUGAAAAGAGAUGAAGGAAGUGGAGAUUCAAAGAGGAAAGAAGGAGAAGAUUUAAUAUGGCAAAUGUGGCAUAGGAAUGGGACAAGAUGCCCCAAAGGAACUGUUCCAAUACGGCGGAGCACAACUCGUGAUGUUUUGAGAGCCAAGUCGUUGUUUCACUUCGGCAAGAAACAAUCUACCACCAUCAACCCUACUCGCCGUGCCGACGCUCCCGACGUCGUUAGCAGUAACGGACAUGAGCAUGCGAUUGCAUAUACGGGAACAUCCCAAGAGGUAUAUGGGGCAAAGGCUACGAUAAACGUGUGGGACCCAUCCAUCCAAGAGGUCAACGAAUUCAGCCUAUCACAGAUUUGGAUUCUUUCGGGAUCAUUCGACGGCUCUGAUCUCAACAGCAUCGAAGCUGGAUGGCAGGUCAGUCCGGAGCUUUAUGGUGACAGCAGGCCAAGACUCUUCACAUAUUGGACGUCUGAUUCCUAUCAAGCAACUGGAUGCUACAACCUUCUAUGUGCAGGCUUUGUGCAAACAAAUAGUAGAAUUGCCAUUGGCGCUGCCAUUUCUCCUGUCUCACAAUAUGAUGCUAAUCAAUAUGAUAUUACCAUCCUCAUUUGGAAGGAUCCUAAGCUAGGAAAUUGGUGGAUGGGGUUUGGUGAUAAUAACCUGGUAGGUUAUUGGCCAGCAGAGCUAUUUACUCACCUAGCAGACCAUGCCACCAUGGUGGAAUGGGGUGGUGAAGUAGUGAACUCAAGGGCCAACGGCAAGCACACGUCUACGGAAAUGGGCUCCGGUCACUUUGCUGAAGAUGGGUUUGGAAAAUCGAGCUAUUUCCGGAACUUGGAGCUUGUUGAUGCCGAUAAUAGCUUGAGUUCGGUCCAUGACAUAUCAACCCUAGCUGAGAAUACAAAUUGUUACAAUAUCAAGAAUUCUUACAACAAUGAAUGGGGAACAUAUUUCUACUACGGAGGGCCUGGGAACAAUCCACAGUGCCCUUGAGCAUCACCGUCCGGUCGACUUUACGGCAAGAUAUGAUUUUAAAGAUAACGUAAAAAAAAAAUUAUUGUCAAAAUAUUCUUUAUUUGUGUAAGUAUGAAUUAUGCUAUUCCCAGUCUUGGAAUUUUGCUAAUUUUGGUUAGCCUUGAUUUGGUGAGGAAGGAAAUGUGUAUUAUUAGUGAAAGUAAGACUAAAGGCAAAUUGCAUAAACAGGCAUGGGAGUAGCAAUAUUUUGGGAAUAGGGCAUGGUUUAAUGUGAAAUUUUCCUCGAUUGUAACAUUUAUAGUACAGUUUCAACCCAAAUGUUUAUUGCUAAGCUAUAAAGUCUAAGCUUUUCGAUUAGAAAAAUAAAAAUAUAUAUUAAUGAUUAAA